GAUAACUAUUUCCGCAGGAAGUCAAAUUGAUAAUAUCGAAAUUUCAAAGAUUCCACUGGCCUUUAUUCUUGUUUCAGUAUGGUUUGGUUCGACUGGAGUCUAUAUGCCUCCUCUUUAAUGCCCGAAACGUGAUUCAGUGUCGAAAUGAAGUUUUUGUCGGGUACUUUGUUGCUUUUGAGUUUGUCUCUGGAUUUCGUACAGCCUAGGAUAACAUCCUAUUGUCCAACGCCAGUAAUCAAGAACGGAAGAUACAGAUAUAGGCAUAGGGCGAAAUUCGUCAAAUACACCUGUAAUGUAGGAUUCAUCCUGUAUGGGGACAGAUACAACAAUUGCAAUCACGGAAAAUGGGACGGUCCUCCGCCAAAAUGUGUCCGACCUGGAUGUAAAAAGGUGGAUCCUCCAACUAAUGGACUGAUAUAUCCAUCGCACGUGUGGGCAGUGCUGCAUUUUUAUUGCAAGUCCGGUUACCAACUCCACGGACCCGAUGCGACUUAUUGCGAUGGUGCUACUUGGAGUACCAACGGGCCCAUCUGUUUACCUUCGAACACAAAACCUCCUCUGAGUUGCGAUUUCGAAAAGCCAGAUCUAUGCGGAUGGACGCACGAUCUAAAUCACGACUUCGAGUGGAGAAGAAUUCAGUUUGACACACCAAGCGGAGCGAUGGGCACGGGGCCCUCCUACGACCACACGCUGGGCGAGGGAGAAGGAGGUUAUUACAUGUAUAUCGAGUCUUCAUCCAGAAACGAGAACGACACAGCCAGACUCGUGUCUCCAGUUUAUGAAAAAACGACCGAAAACACCUGCUUCGUCUUCUACUAUCACAUGUACGGGUCUACCAUAGGCACCCUGAGGGCGUACCUCAGAAUGAUCAACGAAACCGGCAAUUUCCGACCAUCCAAGGCCUUCUUCGAGCAAAAGGGCAAUCAAGGGGAUAGAUGGAUCAGGUCUGUUCAUCUUUUCGAUACGAUACCUGAAGACUACCAGAUCAUUAUAGAAGCAGUCAGAGGAAAUGGCUACGUUAGCGAUAUAGCUAUAGACGAUGUGUCCAUAGUGCAGAAUUGUAGCAUGGCAGAUUUCGAAGAUCGAGAAAUAUCGACUACAACAGAGGCAGAAGAAUACAGCACUACGGAUUUCUUGCCGGACGAUUUAUAUUCGUGCGAAGGAAGAUGCGACUUCAGCGAUAUCCAGAUGGGAAAACAUAGAACAUGUGCUUGCGACGAAAAUUGCUAUGACAGGAACGAAUGCUGCCCAGAUUACAUAGAUUUCUGUUUACUGCACGGAUCAACUGACCAAUCGACAGACACAACAUUCACCGAACCGCCAUCUACCAUGGAAACCACGGGAAAACCUUCAUCAACCAUAACAAGAACAACCACAACGUCUAAACCACAGACUACAACAGAAAUUAAACAAGCAAUUACACACCAACCCACCCAAACGACACGACAACACUUCACAGAACCAAAAGCAACGUCCAACGAGCCAUUAACAACAAGAAAAACUAUAAUAGAAACAAUAACAAUAAGAGUAACAUCGAGAGGAACAACAACAACAACAGAAGAGAACGAAAUAGACGAAAUAACAGAUGAUCAAGGUUUCGUACCACUUUGGGAUAUAACAACUGAUAAGUCCAACGAAAUCCCAAAUUACCACAGGGAAUUUCCACCAAUAGAGGAUGUAGCCCAUCUGAGGAAAAACACCAAAGAAAAAAUAGUGAUUUCGAAGCUUGAAGAAAAAGAAAGUUCUACUCUUCCUUACAUUCUGGUCAGUCUUGCUGUUGUUGUUAUGGGUUUGGUUCUUGCAGCUGUUAGGAGGAGGAAAGCGAACGCAUCUAUACGAUAUAGAUCUGGCUCUCGAGGAGGCAGCGCAAGCGAUGUUAGAUUUCUAACAAGCGAUGAACUUCUAGAUCUCAAUUUGGAUUAUUGAUGAGAUUUUAUUGAGUGUUUCAUUCUUAUAACUCCAUUCGCUGUGAUAAUUACUAGUUUCCUUUCAUUGUCAAGAAUAAUAUGCGUAAAAUAAU
Coccinella septempunctata (seven-spotted ladybird) is the source of this 2020-nucleotide messenger RNA. RefSeq lists its product as uncharacterized. The coding region runs from base 145 to 1926 and encodes 593 amino acids. NCBI's taxonomy places the organism in Eukaryota, Metazoa, Arthropoda, Insecta, Coleoptera, Coccinellidae. Gene Ontology annotation, cellular component: membrane. The transcript is spliced from 8 exons. The record is from RefSeq and is a predicted model, not a curated record.